UUGUCUCGUCGACCGUCGUAAAACUGGUCGUACCAAAUCGUAUCUAUUGUGGUCUGUGUAUACCUAAAAUGUAUAUUAUAUAUAUAUAAAUGUAUAAUAUUCACUAUGGUUUUCAGAUUCAGAUAGCAUUCCUCCGUUCCGACAGAUACGUGUCGGUCGUUCGUACGCGGUUAACCGGUAUUGUCUAAUUUAAAAAUAAAAAUAUAAUUCGCAAGUCCGACAUAAUAUUAUUUAUGACACCAAUGAUAUCGUUAAUUAAUAAUUAAUCAAUUUAACAGACUUUGGAAAAUGACGACAAUAUCGUUAUUAUUGUUCCGUCACCGGUAACUAAGGACGUUUUAGGUACAACGUACAAAUAUAUAUAAGUAUUGCCGAUAGAAUACUGAAUAUAAUUUUCAAAAACCGAAAUGGCUGUGGCACCCAAUCCGGAAUAUUUACAGACUCUACUCGAAACAUUCAAAUGUUUUAUUUGUAUGGAGAAAAUACAAGAUGCACAUUUGUGUCCACAUUGUUCAAAAUUAUGCUGUUAUUCUUGUAUGCGCCGAUGGCUUACUGAACAACGAUCUCAAUGUCCACACUGUAGAGCUACAUUACAUUUACACGAAAUUGUCAACUGUAGAUGGGUUGAAGAUUUAUCCGAUCAACUUGACUGUUUGAACAGUACUGUCAAUAUAGGAAGUAUAAGGCAGAGCCAAGAACAAAGAUGUGAAACUCAUAACGAACAAUUGUCUGUAUUCUGCAUGUCUUGCAAUACAACUAUCUGUCAUCGAUGUGCUCUAUUUGACGAUUCAGCCCAUAAUGGUCAUUCAUUCCGACCUGUUGAAGACAUUUAUAAUGAAACAAUAGCACAGUUGGGUGAGAGUUGUGAUAACCUCAAAACAAAAGAAGAAUUGAUUAAGAAAGACAUUAAGGAAAUCGAUAAAAAUAUUAAACUAGUACAACAAGCCAAAGAGCAAAAAGUUCGAGAAAUACGCACAGCUGUGGAGUGUAUGAUGAUUGACUUAGAAAAAGAGCUGAAUAACAAACUUACUACUUUAUUAACUCAAAAAAAUCAUCUGGUCAACGAUUCUGAACAAAUAGAGGAAUUUUUGCAUGAUUGUGAUCUUGAAGUAUCUCGUAUGCCAAUGUCGCAAUUAAUUAAUAACGCUCCAAGAUUAAAAAGAACUAUUUCUGCCAUGGAAGAUAAACCAUUUACAAUCCUUAUGUCUGUGUAUCCAGAUUUCCAUAGCGAAAUUAUACCAAAGUUUGAAGGAGGUAACUUGAUAAUUAAAUCGUUUACUGAUAAAAUGAUUCAGUCUGAACCUAUCUAUUCACUUCCGAUUGAUUGCAAUGGUGUCAGUUGGAGACUUAAAGUAUAUCCCAAUGGUAAUGGUAUUGUGAGAGAUCGAUAUUUAUCAGUGUUUUUAGAGCUAACUUCUGGGCCAGUUGGAGUAUCUAGAUAUGAUUAUCGUAUUGAAAUGGUUAAUCAACUAGAUGAAAAACUCAACGAUAAAUCUAAAAAUGUGCUUAGAGAAUUCACAUCAGAUUUUGAAAUUGGUGAAUGUUGGGGAUACAAUAGAUUUUUUAGACUUGAUUUAUUAAUUAAUGAAGGAUUUUUACAUCAAGAUACAUUAAAUUUAAAAUUUGGUGUUCGACCACCUACUUACUAUCAAAAAUGUAGAGAACAACAAUGGUAUUUGUCUAAAUUAGAACUUGAGAGAUCUGCACUCUUACAGCAAUUUGAAGAAUUGAAACAGAAAAUCCCUGCUAAAGUUAAACCUAUUAGUAGAGAAAUUCCGAGUCCAAAAAAAAAGCUUAAAAUUAAAAUACAAUCAUUGUUGGAUGAAUUUGAGUGUGCAGAAGCAACUGGACAUCUCAGGAGUCCAAUCAAAGACCAAGAAGUUCAAGGAGCAUCAUGUGAAACUGCUUCUAAUAGGGUACAUCCGCCAUUAUCAAUACAAACUCUAUAUGAUAAUGAAUUCCAAAAUCGUUUUCAAGGCGAAACUGCCCAGUCUAUGUUUGAGAGACUUAGUCGUCUUUUUGAAGAAUCAGAUAACCCGGAUAGACCCAGUCCUAUGCAUGGGAAUAAUGUCAACAGCAUCAUUCUGGAUAAUGAACAUACAAGUCCAUCGGAUUUUCGUUUGGAAAAUUGUUUAAGAAAAGUGGGAGAAAGUCAAUUAAGUUCACCUAACAAAUUAAGAGCUUCUGAAAAUUCACAAAUGGUUAAUAAAAUUCAAUAUGAAAUAACUGAAGCAAAAUUUCGCUUGAAAAAAUUGGAAAAUGCUAUGCGUAAUUCUCAACCAGAAUCUUCUAGCGAGUUGGCAAGUUCAUCAGAUCCAAUAAAUCUAAGAAUGUCUGAAAAUGGACUUGAGGAUUUGUCUCGCCAAACUAUGAUAGUUCGUAGAUUACAUAACCCCAUAUUAAAUAAAAAUGAACAACCUGUAACUCAAGAAACAACCAAUACAAAUUUAACAAAUAGGUUUUUAGAUAUGUCAGAUAUAUCUGAUGGCCUUGAAGAUUUAAUCAAUUCUGUUUUUGUAGACAACGCCUAUAUAGAUAACUGGGAAGCUAAUCAGAGCUCUUCCGCUGAAGAAGUACAAAGUCCCAACAAUGAGUCAUUAUGUCCUGAUCAUCUGACCAGAGAUGAAUGAGUGUUUCGUUAAAUAGAUAUUUAUAUUUUUGUUUAUUUAAAUUUUGAAAAAUAGAAUUUAUUUUUAUUUUUAUUAUUUUGUAAGUUACUCGCUUACCUAUAUUAUUUAAAAUUAUUUAUUGGUAAAAAAAUUAUUAUUUAUAAAUUACCUCAAAUUGUAAUAUGAUUAAUCAAAACGUUAACUAUAUUGAAAAGUGUAAAUACAACAUAUUUUGUCAAAUAAAACUAUUAAUUACUCUAAUUGUAUGUUCAAGCUAAGAUAAUAUUAAUUGUAAAAAUGUCCAGGACUAUUGUCAUACAAUAGGUAAUAGAAACUAGCUGCUAGCUGGCACUUAUUACCUUUUUAGUGUGAAACCCCGCCCUCUGUACGCUUCUUUAUAUUAAAUUAAGCAUACAAUAAAAUUGCAUGUACCUUUUGUUUAGAAUAAACAAUGAAUAUCGUGGAACACUACUUAA
Messenger RNA from Metopolophium dirhodum (rose-grain aphid), 3085 nucleotides. Its product is annotated as E3 ubiquitin-protein ligase TRIM37-like. Gene Ontology annotation, biological process: negative regulation of centriole replication; protein autoubiquitination. The coding region runs from base 408 to 2630 and encodes 740 amino acids. Gene Ontology annotation, molecular function: tumor necrosis factor receptor binding; ubiquitin protein ligase binding; zinc ion binding. The record is from RefSeq and is a predicted model, not a curated record. Gene Ontology annotation, cellular component: aggresome; peroxisome. The transcript is spliced from 17 exons. NCBI's taxonomy places the organism in Eukaryota, Metazoa, Arthropoda, Insecta, Hemiptera, Aphididae.